GUGUGUAUGUGCUGUGUGCCCGUGUGAAUAUAAGGGAAUGCGGUACAACGGCAACCACACAGCUAAUUAGUUCAACCCCAGACAAAAGGUGGGCCAGCAACUGAAGAGAACCCCCGGGGCGAGCGUAACGGGCUCCAUAGACUGUUCCCGAGGCUGGAGAGGAGACGGGUGAUAGGGGAUCUCGUGUUCACCCUUUCGGGAACUUAAGUGAUGUUUAUUAAGUUUGCACUUCUUCAGAGCAUGUAAGGUCUGGACGUGGUUUACAGGACGCCUGGUAACAGAAUUGGAGAUAAUGUCGGGACCGGAGUCUGACGAUGACAGAACCUUCAAAGACUUGAAUGUUGUGGGGAUGCUUCACAAGUUCUGGGAGCAGAAACAAGUUAAGGAUGUGAUGAUGGACACAGAAAAUUUGGUGGUCUAUGAGUCCGUCCCAUCACCCAGCCAACCAUACAUAUGCUACGUCACUUUACCAGGUGGCAGCUGCUUUGGAAACGUUAAGUAUUGUCACAGUAAAGCAGAGGCCAGACGUGAUGCUGCUCGUAUCGCCCUGAUGAACUCCACGUUUAAUGAGUUGCCCUGUCGUCGUAUCACACCUGACUUCAUAUCACUCAGCGUGAAGGAGGCAGUCAGCACCACCAGCGGUAACAUUGCGGACGCCUCUGACCCCAGUACCAGUAUAGGAGCCUAUUGCCUCAUGCUGGAGUUGAACACCGGGAGAACCAUGCUGGAAUUUCAGGAAAUAAUGACAGUUUUCCAGCUUUUGCACUGGAAUGGGUCUCUGAAGGCUUUUCGGGAAAUGAGAUGUAGCAGACAGGAGGUGAUCCUGUAUUAUUCACAGCAGCGUCUGAACGAGCUCACACGCAGUCACAUGGCUCUGGACUGGUUGCAGAAGGAGCGUCAGUCUCCCGGUCUGCUCUCUCAGGAGCUGCAGUUGGCCAUGAAGGAGCUCGGGGAGGCCCGACGAGCCGGCAGGGAGCUCCGCUUCUACAAAGAGAAGAAAGAGAUCCUGAGCUUGGCUCUCAGUCAUGCUAACGCUGAGGAUCUGGAAGGAUACCAGAGUGAAGAGAUGUACUGGAGAGAAGAGACUGAGUUUGAGCAUCAGGAGGACAGUGUGGUGGAUGGCGAGCCAAGACAGUUUUACUCUCAGGGGAGUGUGAGUGACGAGGAAUCAAAUGUAUAUACUGUACAUUUUAAUUAGGAUUUUUUUGUGUUUUAAUGUAGUAUUAUAUAAUGUAAGAUUUUUACCACCCUGAUAACAAAACUACAAAAUCUAAUAGGUUCUGUUACAAGUGCCAUUGUGAACCAUUAGAUGUUCACAGCUAAAACCAUUAGUAUUAAUGGAUGGCGUUCAACUGGUUCAUACAACAUGCCACCAGAACACUCAAGUUACCACUACAACCCACAUAGAGCAUUAUGGACACCGUUCCUUAUCCACCUAUACAUUUUCCAAUUUAGCCAUCAAAACCAUUAGAAUUACUUACUUUGUUUCUGUUUUUUUAAAGAUACAAGGUUGACGUUUCACUAAUCAAAAGAAAUAAAUAUUUUAGUCACAUGUUGGUUAAGGUCCUCCAAUGAAAUAUAAGAAAGAUAUUUACUAACAUAGCGCUGCAUUUAUGUGUCAUGCACUUAUCGUCCACUAGAGGGAGGUGUUUCUGUACUUUUGUAAAGAGCUCUCGCUCAUAAUUGGAGCGGACAAAGCGCUAACAGCUCCGUCAUUAUUCAUUAUGUAGCUGUGAAUAGGUCUUUUUUUUAAACAAAUGCACGCACACACCUAAUCAGCUCCUAUUUAAAAUAGGCUUUGUGAAAUCAGGACUUUGUCAAAGCAAUUAUGAAUAAAUGUUGAGUCGAUUUGCAAUGCGUUGAGUUAAUUGGUACAUGGAGGCUGGGAGUGAUGGCAAUACAAAUUGCUUCUUUGUGAGGGCUAAAAUGUGUUUUGCACAAUGUUUCCUUUCUUAAGGACUAACAUCAUAUCUAUAAAAUAAGACAUUGUUCCAUACUUUUCUCUAUUAUAAAAGCAAAUGUAAUAAAAGUUUUUCCUCUGA
Messenger RNA from Triplophysa dalaica, 2042 nucleotides. It is a transcript of the gene lix1, whose product is annotated as limb and CNS expressed 1. Lineage: Eukaryota; Metazoa; Chordata; Actinopteri; Cypriniformes; Nemacheilidae. The record is from RefSeq and is a predicted model, not a curated record. The transcript has 6 exons. The coding region runs from base 293 to 1198 and encodes 301 amino acids. Gene Ontology annotation, cellular component: cytoplasm. Gene Ontology annotation, biological process: autophagosome maturation.